AUGACCCUUACAGAAGGAAACACGUACCUGCCUUCCAUGGAGAGCAGCCAGGCCGAGUUAAAUCCCCAUGACCACUGGGACAUAAAUGACAACAUUCUACCAAUGCUCGAAAAGUUAGAGGGUUUCCAGGAAUGGCCUGACGGAAACUGCCGUCACGUGUAUACCCAGGAAUGUGAGGACGCCAGACGACAUGUGAGCGGCUGGGCCAUGCGAAACACCAACAACCACAAUGCCAUGAUUCUGAAGAAGUCGUGCCUGGGAGUACUGGUUUGCAGUCAUGACUGCAUAGGCCCAAACGGUGAAAAGAUACAUCUGAGACCCGCUAUAUGUGAUAAAGCAAGGCGGAAGCAAAUAGGGAAAAUGUGUCCCAAUCCCAACUGUUCGGGUGUGUUGGACCUCCUACCUUGCAGAGGUCACAGCGGAUAUCCUGUCACCCACUUCUGGCGACACUACAGGGGAGCCAUCUAUUUCCAAGCCAAAGGGGUCCAUGAUCAUCCGAAACCGGAGCUCAAGGCUUCCGCCGAGGCACGCAGGCACCAGAGAUCACUUAGAAGUCAAAAACAGUCCGAGGACUGCAAUGGAGGAAAAAUGUUUCGAGGGCAGGAUGAAGAUGUAUCACAAAUGCGGCAACUUUUUACACCAGAGCGGGAUGAUAUGUGUUCAUGCUCCCCCUUUGAGUGCACUUGCGGCAAUAAAUGGAAUUAUCACGGCAGUCCGAGGGUUGCCAGUUCUCCCCCUUUUGGUUCCAAACGUCUGGCGCUUUAUCCAUCGGACCAUUGUGACAUUCAGUCCCCAACUGGCAUGCAAUCCCUUUCGAUCGAAAUAGACACAAACAAGCGACUGCGACACAAUGCCAACGGGUCCUACUACACGAACGAACCUUGUUUGCAGACGCACUAUCCUUCAAUGGGUUCUGUAACAAACGUGCCCUCUCAGAGCCAUGUGUAUCCUUCGUCGAGGCCGUAUGAAGCGUCGUAUUUCUCUAGUCAGAAUACAAGAGAACCCUUCCCAUUGAGGCCCUUCGCUGCCCAGGAGUCUCAGUAUAGCAGACCACUUAAACGAACGCACAUUGGAAUGGACUCGCCUCGGACGCCAGACGGUGAGGAAGCCGCUGAAUUUCCAUUAAAGCGAGUAAAAACGGAAAAUUAUAGCAGUUUUCCUGCUUGCUCAAGACAAACUCUUCCGGUGGAUAACGCGCAUGUGCAAAACGAGCAGUUUGACCCAGUUAGUGCUCCUUUUGACGAUACAGUGGACCUUCUUUCGAACCCAUUUGAUACAGACAUAUACACGUCAAUGGUUCAGAGGCUAAACCAAUCCUGCUCAAGUAUAGAAGAAAGACAACACAUCGUGCCAUCUAGACAAACAGACCAUUCUAACAAACUUUUAGAACUUAAAAGUAACAAAUGCCAAGACAAUAAACUAAAAACAAACUCUAACACGGUAUGCGACGCAAGCCCAUCAUGUGCGGAAGCUCAGUAUAGGGGAAAUAGCUCUUGCCAAGCGUCAAGCGAGUCUAACCCCUUCACCAAUCCGAAUUAUUUCCCGUUGUACUCCCAGUGUAUGCUAGAUGGUAACCCCAGCUGCAGUUACGAUCAGAGAUAUUCUUCACAAUCACCCAUAUCAACUCCAUCAAAUUAUUGUAACCAUAGCAUUAAUAUCACAUUGAGAUAUAAAUAG
This is a messenger RNA of Mya arenaria, 1677 nucleotides long. Its product is annotated as chorion-specific transcription factor GCMa-like. Gene Ontology annotation, molecular function: RNA polymerase II cis-regulatory region sequence-specific DNA binding; DNA-binding transcription activator activity, RNA polymerase II-specific. Gene Ontology annotation, biological process: gliogenesis; regulation of transcription by RNA polymerase II. Gene Ontology annotation, cellular component: nucleus. Lineage: Eukaryota; Metazoa; Mollusca; Bivalvia; Myida; Myidae. The record is from RefSeq and is a predicted model, not a curated record. Bases 1 to 1677 code for a protein of 558 amino acids. The transcript is spliced from 5 exons.